Thalassophryne amazonica is the source of this 564-nucleotide messenger RNA. RefSeq names its product chromosome 14 C2orf76 homolog (gene c14h2orf76). The transcript is spliced from 5 exons. The coding region runs from base 86 to 463 and encodes 125 amino acids. Lineage: Eukaryota; Metazoa; Chordata; Actinopteri; Batrachoidiformes; Batrachoididae. The record is from RefSeq and is a predicted model, not a curated record.
GAAACGUGGGAUAGCUGGUUAAAUUUUUCAUUUUCUUUGUAUUUUAAAGUGUAAUAAAAGACGCUUCUCGAGCAGGGAGGAGGAUAUGGCCGGUGAAGCCGUGGUUACUGUCCGCCUGGUGAGGUCCUUCGAACACAGAAACUUUAAACUUGUUGUUUAUCACGGAGUGAGUUUAGAGCAGACGAUGCAGCAGUUCGCUCAGUACGUCACAGAUGAUAUUGCAACAAGAACAGGUCUUCCGCCUCCAUUCAAGAAGUAUGGUUAUGACACAAUGAAGAUCAUUCACCAAGCACACAGAGCCAAGACAAAUGAGUUGGUGAUGAGUUUAGAUGAUGAUGACAAGCUGAUUCUACAGGACGGUCUGACUCUCAGAGCUGCUGGUGUUGCUAAUGAAACGGAACUUGCUUUUUUCAAGAAAGAAGACUACGAACUCUUUAAAGCCAAUCCCCAAACUGUUUGGUGAUCAAAGUGUUUUUACUUUCUAGGAGUUCUUAAAGGACAAAGGUCAAAGCAUACCAUGAAGAUAGGACAUCAGAAAUGGUGCCAUCAGAUUUACAUUGCAGU